UAAAUAGAUGAAUGAAAAAGAGAAGAAUGAAGAGUUUAUGCCAAGGUGAAUGGAAUAGGGAGAGAUACUUUUUAGGAGUCUUAACAUUUUAGAGGACAAAUAUUCACUGUCUAGCAGUGGAUCUCAAACUAAUUUCUUUUCCAGUGUACCUUUAGGAUACCUGCUUUGAUACAGUCAGUUUGUUGGUGGUAAUUCUUAUUUGAGAGGGCUGAGUGUCAUUCUAGUACAGAGGUUCUCAUCUUGUGGGUUGUGACUCCUUUGGGGGUAGAAUGACUCUUUUACAGGGGUCACAUAUCAGGUAUCCUGCAUAUCAGAUAUUUACAAUAUGAUUCAUAACAGUAGCAAAAUUACUGUUAUGAAGUAGCAGUGACAUAAUAUAAUGUUUGGGGGGGUCACCACAACAUGAAGAACUAUAUUAAAGGGUUGCAGGAUUAGGAAGGUUGAGAACCACUACUCUAGAGGAUGAUAAUAGGGCUUAUAAAUUAUUGGAAAAGCAGUAUUAGGAAAAAAAACAUUUUAAUAUGUUGGGGGGGAAAUGGUAGUCUUCAGAGUCAGCUUGGGGUGAUAGGCACUAACUAAACAAGAUCUUAGCUUUUAAAAUACUUCUGGUCUAACUUUCUUACAGCAUUAAAGUGACUGACUUUCCAUAAUGUUUGGUGGCUAUGAGACUAUAGAAGCAUAUGAAGAUGAUCUUUACCGUGAAGAUUCAUCUAGUGAACUGAGUGUUGAUAGUGAGGUGGAAUUUCAGCUCUACAGCCAAGUUCAUUAUGCCCAGAAUUUGCAUAGUGCCAACAAGGAAGAAAGGUAUGAGGAAAAGAACUGUGAGAAUUCUGAAACAGCAGGUAUUGAACCAAGCCAGAAGAACUUAAUCGUUCUUUCAGAUAGUGAGGUCAUCCAGCUAUCAGAUACAUCAGAGGUCAUCACAUUAUCUGAUGAAGAUAGUAUUUAUAGAUGUAAAAGAAAAAAUAUUAAAGUUCAAGCACAAGAAAAGAACCAAAGUCCUGCUUCUCCUCAUCCUAAUAAAUUGGCUAAGAAACGCAAGAGGGAUAAUGAGAAGCCUGAACCUGAAGAGACGUCAAGGGUAAUCCAAGAGGUCAUGGUCAUAGAGGUCAGUUCAAAUGAGGAGGAAGAAAGUACCAUUUCAGAGAAUGAAAAUGUGGAAAGCUGGAUGCUACUGGGAUGUGAGGGAGAUGAUAAAGACAAUGACAUCCUUCUCAACCUUGUGGGAUGUGAAAACACUGAUGCUGAAGGGGAAGAUGAUGUAAACUGGUUCAUCAGUGACAAAGACAUCGAGGCCAAGAUAGGCAAUAACAGAUCAUCUGGAAGAUUGACCAACCGAUAUUAUACAGCCAACAAAAAUGUCACAUGUAGAAAUUGUGAUAAACGUGGCCAUUUGUCAAAAAACUGCCCCUUACCACAAAAAGUCCGGCCUUGUUGCCUCUGCUCAGAGAGAGGACACCUCCAGUAUGGCUGUCCCGCCCGUUUCUGCUUAGACUGCUCUUUGCCCAUGUCUUCCACACACAGAUGUCUUGAAAGAUCUUCCUGGAGAAAACGUUGUGACCGAUGUGAUAUGAUAGGCCACUAUGCUGACGCCUGCCCAGAAAUCUGGAGGCAGUAUCACCUAACGACUAAACCUGGACCACCUAAAAAACCAAAGACCCCUUCUGGACAAUCAGCAUUAGUGUAUUGCUACAACUGUGCACGGAAAGGCCACUAUGGGCAUGAAUGUACAGAAAGGCGAAUGUUUAACCAGACGUUUCCAACAUCUCCGUUCAUCUACUACUAUGAUGACAAAUAUGAGAUCCAGCAGCGAGAUCAGAGAAUAAAGCGAAAAGUGAAAGAAAUCCAGAAAAACGGAGAUUUUCCAAGGCAGUUCAAAAGACCACACAUUGAAGAGACAGAUAAGAGGGGCCACCAUGAUGUGAGAAAAAGCCAUUCCUCAAGGAAGAGCAGCAGGUGGCCUCGAGAAAGUAAAGAAACCCACAGAGAAAUGAGCAGAGAGAGAAAAGGUGAGAAGCACAGGCGGGCUCGCUGGCGUGCUGAUGUGGAUGAAGACUUCCCUAGGGGCUCCAAACCCCAGGCCUCUGGCAGGGUUGCAAACCAGAAGCCAUCCAGGUUCCAUCACCAUUCCUCCCAUUACCACAGGCUGAGAGAAGAGAGGCUCCUCAGGGAGAGCAAGCGCAGCAAGCCCAAGAAAAGGAAGUGCUCGGAAGAUGACAGCAAUGAUAAUUUAUUUCUUAUUAAGCAAAGGAAGAAAAAAACGAAGCUGUGAGGCAGUUUCUGACCUGGUCUUCACGUUACACCAUUCUGGCAGCGUUCUAUUAACUGUUAAAUGAAGGGAGGUUUUGGGUUUUGAUUGCUUAAUUUCGGCCAUACCUAGAGUUGCUGAGCGGAGGCCACAGAGAGCUCUGAUCUGUGUUCACAGUCUGCUUACUAGGUAGGAAGGUAAACCUGGGUUUCAGUUCCUAUAGCAAUUCUACUUGAGGUAGGAAACCUGUCAUUUUAAGAAAACCUUUUUUAAAUACUUUGAAAAAAUUACAAGCUCUUUAAAUAUUCAUCUGCCAUGUUUGAGGACUUAAAAGCUCAUUAGAAGAGAGAUUAUUUAUUACUAAUAAAAUCAUCACCUUUUUAGCAUUUUUUUUUUUUUUUUUUUUUUUUUUUUUUUUUUUUUUUUUUUUUUUUUUUUUUUUUUUUUUUACCACUGGAAAUCAAUGAAAAUCCAAAUCCAGAAGCUGUUGGAGUCUUUCUCUGGACAGACAGAAAAGCUGGUGUGGAAAGGAGCUGUCAGAGGAGGGGCAAUAGCAGAGUUCGCGUGCAGGGUCUGCAGUAUGGGUGUGCAAGGCAGGUUUCCUGAGACACAUGGGAGGCAUCCUCAAAACUUUACCAUAAUCACAGUGAGACUGUUUUUACCAUUUUACAGCCAUACUUCAAGAAAUAGAGAUGAAUAUCACCCAACUGAAUUUGUUUUAAUGGAUCGUUUUGAAUACCACAAAGCUAUUCAGAAUCUUUUGUACUUGUGAACCUUUUUUACACUUGUGAAAGCCUAAUGUUAGAAUAAGAAAAAUAAAAUGCCUGAAACAGUGA
Messenger RNA from Cricetulus griseus (Chinese hamster), 3084 nucleotides. NCBI's taxonomy places the organism in Eukaryota, Metazoa, Chordata, Mammalia, Rodentia, Cricetidae. The record is from RefSeq and is a predicted model, not a curated record.